AUGGCCACCCCCGAGCAAGAACUGCCUCGCUUCGAAUUCGACCCUUCCAGCCAAAGACCUUCUGAUGACGAUAGCACGGCGGUGGAAAAUGACAGGCACGAAGGCUCGGUCGACAGUAGGUUGUUACACGACCGGCUGAAGGUGGAAACACAGCGUCGAGAUACAAAUACACGCUUUGACGACCCGCGGUCCCCGAGCAAGACACGUGAGGAGGCUCAUCGACUUGAGGAUGAAUUGGCCGUGCAGAGAGCUGAACGGCUCACGUCAAUAGAAUCCCGGGGGUCAGAGGGCGGUCGGACUUCGACACAACUUCAUCGAUCCCGGUCAAGAGCACCCGAACCACUCGACGAGUUCGAUACGGCUACGAACCCUAUCCACGAACGCACGGCCAUAUACAAGCCGCCUGAAAACCCCAGCACCAAGAUCGCCAAGUUCUUCAAAUACAUUCAUCAGUCCAGCUUUGUUAUCCGCUACUUCACUUAUAUCGUCCCGGUCUUUGCCCUUCUACUAAUUCCCAUCCUGGUGGGAGCAUUCCUGCCUGUCGCCGAGCAUGCAAGUGUUGGUGGUGUUAAGUUGAUUUGGUUUGGUGUAUGGCUUGAAAUCAUCUGGUUGACUCUCUGGGCCGGCCGUAUCGUUGCCCGGAUGAUCCCUUAUCCUCUCGGUCUUAUCUCAAGCCUCUUUACGAACAAUGCCAAAAAGUGGCGAGAUCUGGGCAAGGCCCUUGAAAUCCCAGCGACGAUCUUCUUCUGGUGGCUCGGUAUCGAGGUAUCUUUCUUGCCAACAAUGACUAACCACCAUGUUGAUGGCUCCAAACAAACCAAGCAUUGGGAAAGGACCCUUAACAAGGUCAUCAUCUCCAUCUUCGUGGGCGCGACCUUGAACUUCAUCGAGAAGAUCAUUAUUCAGCUGAUCGCUAUUUCCUUCCACUUGCGGACCUAUGCAGACCGCAUUGAGAUCAAUAAAUUCCAGAUUGGCAGCUUGACGAAGCUGUACAUAUUUUCCAAGGCCAAAAUCGCCAUGGAGGACGCCGAAUUCGAAGAGAAACACGUGGAGCCGGGGUCGGGUACCAAAACACCUGCGCUGUAUGCCGCUCAAGCUCAGGAAGCUCUCACCAAGGCAUUUGCCAAAGUGGGUGACGUGGCUGGUACAGUCGCGGGUGAUUUUACUGGGAGGAAGGUUGCAAAAAGUGGCCACCCUUCUCAGGUCGUCUUGGCCUUGCUCAACAGCACCAACGGAUCACAGGUUCUGGCUCGACGCCUGUAUCGUACAUUCGUGCGAGAGGGUUCUGACACCGUGUCGUCAGAAGACUUGAAGUUGGCUUUUGACAACGAAGACGAAGCUGAAGCUGCUUUCAGCAUGUUCGACAAGGAUAUGAAUGGGGAUAUCUCCAUGGAGGAGCUUGAGGCGGUCUGUGUGGAGAUUGGAAGGGAACGCAAAUCAAUCACGGCUUCUCUCAAGGACCUCGACUCGGUCGUCAGCAAGCUUGACGAUGUUCUGUUUUUCGUUGUGGGCGUCGUCACUAUCCUGGUCCUCAUCUCUCUCAUUUCCACGUCGGCGGCCGGAGUCCUGACUUCUGCUGGCUCGGCAGUCCUCGCUCUCUCCUGGCUGUUCUCCGCUACGGCUCAAGAAUUCCUUCAGUCUUGCAUCUUUGUCUUCGUCAAGCACCCUUUCGACGUUGGAGACCGAGUUUCGAUCUACGGCAACACCGGGUCGUCGCUGAAGGGAGAUGACUACUUCGUCAAGGAAAUCUCGUUGCUGUACACAGAAUUCAAGAAGAUGGAAGGCCACAUUGUUCAAGCGCCAAACUCCUACCUUAACACGUUAUUCAUCUUGAACAUGCGGCGUUCUGGAGGUCUUGCUGAAGCCGUUCCUAUCGUCAUUAGGUUUGGGACCACUCUGGAACAAAUCGAGGGUUUGCGCAACUCGCUACUCGAGUUUGUCAAAUCGGAGAAGCGUGAGUAUCAGGGCAAUAUCUUGACUGAACUUAGGGAAGUAACCGAAGCGUAUUCCCUCACAUUGAAUGUUGUCUUCUUCUACAAGUCGAAUUGGCAAAACGAGCUGCUUCGACUGCAGCGAAGGAACAAAUUCAUCUGCGCAAUGAUGGUUGCUAUACAAGAGCUUGGUAUCGAAGGACCUCGUCGUAACCAAGCGGGUUGGAGACCGGAUGUUCCAUACUUUAUGCAAUUGCCUCCGGGCGCUCCUCCCCUCGUCGGUGCUGGCAACGACCUGCAACCUGGCCCUCCUUCAGGAACUAUCACUGGUGAUCCGAUCCAUCAGACACCGGCAGUUGCAGCCCCCCCGUUUCAGUACCCUUCUAUCUUGCGACGACGGCCUAGUACAGGCCAACUAGGACGACCUAGAGGCGAGUCACUGUCGGCCAUGGCCAGGAGAGUGGAUUUUUCGUUGGGUAUGAAAGACGUCAGCUCAGGAGAGCAACUCUCGGAUGUGUACGAAGAUCGAAGUCGCCCAAACUUCGAAGAGGUAAUUCGAGAAUCCAACAGGAUCGAAGAGGAGCGCAGGGUCUCCGAGUCUCAGGAACGAGAUACCCACGGAAGGUCCACGUCUCGCGAGGGGCACAUGAUGAGCGGGAUCCUUCGGCGCUCGACCACUCAAAGCUUUGGCGGUAACAGCAGAGCGUCCGUUGGGGGUCAUCAUCGGGCUUCGAUCAGCAGCACCGAGACACAUCGCAAUCGCUUCCUGAGCCGCUUCAAUCGUCCUGGUCGAAGCAUUGAUCUUCCGCGUGACUCAUUGGCGGAAGAGGGCCAGGCACCUCCCAUCCCAUCAGUCCGACCUCUUGACGCGAGGUCUGGGAAAGUCAGCUCGCAGGCAGUUCGCGCAGACUCCAUUGCAUCCCGCUCUCAUGAAAACGAGCCAUUCCCAGCCAUGGGCCCUGUGGAUAGCAACGCAGAGGACUUUGAACUGAGGAGGCUGGGUGGAGAGAGUUCGUCCGGCCGACAGCAUUAA
Molecule: messenger RNA, 2964 nt
Organism: Fonsecaea erecta
Lineage: Eukaryota; Fungi; Ascomycota; Eurotiomycetes; Chaetothyriales; Herpotrichiellaceae
Exons: 1
Coding region: 1-2964 (987 amino acids)
Biological process (GO): intracellular calcium ion homeostasis; calcium ion transmembrane transport
Cellular component (GO): membrane
Molecular function (GO): calcium channel activity; calcium ion binding
Source: RefSeq, a predicted model, not a curated record